Molecule: messenger RNA, 942 nt
Organism: Contarinia nasturtii (swede midge)
Lineage: Eukaryota; Metazoa; Arthropoda; Insecta; Diptera; Cecidomyiidae
Exons: 1
Coding region: 1-942 (313 amino acids)
Source: RefSeq, a predicted model, not a curated record
AUGACGGAUGAGGAGAAAUUCUGUGAAGGGCAUUUCGUCAAAGCAGCAAAACGAGAUGAAAAUGGGCGAUUCAUCGUAUCCAUGGCAUUUAAAAACAAUAGUCAACCUGAUUUGGGUGAUUCAAAGAAAACCGCUUUAGCUAUGUUAUUUCAGUUGGAGAAGCGUUUCAAAAAAAUACCAGAGCUGAAAAAACUUUAUGCUGACGUGAUUCAUGAUGAAAUUAAAAAUGGAUAUUUGAAAUUGGUUGAAAAAACUCCACUGAAUGCACAUUAUAUUCCACAUCAUGCAGUAUUUAAGGACAGCACUACUACGAAACUAAGAACAGUUUACAACGCUUCGCAAAAAACUACGAACGGUAAAUCGUUAAACGAGCAGUUGGCGAUCGGUAAAACAGUACAGUCAACAAUGUUUGAAUUAACAUUACAAUGGAGAACGCACAAAAUUUCGUUAAUCGCUGACAUCGAAAAGAUGUACAAACAAAUUAAGUUGGAUGAAAAUCAACAGCAUCUUCAAAUGGUGCUAUGGCGAGAUUCAGAACAUGAAAGAAUCAAAGAAUAUAAGAUGACAACAGUCACCUUUGGCUUUUCAGACUCACCGUAUUUGGCCAUCAGAUGGUUAAAAGCAUUGGCUGAGUCAGUUGCUGAGAAAUAUCCAUUGGCAGCACACGUGAUUAAAAACAAUUUUUAUGUCGACGAUCACACUGGAGGUGCUCCAACAGAAGAAAAAGCCAUUGAAUUGUACAAGCAAUUAAAGGCAGCAUUUUUAAGUGCGGGCUGUAAUUUGCGGAAAUUUAUUUCCAAUUCAAACGUAGUGUUACAGCACAUUCCUGAAAAUGACAGAGAAUUGAACAUCGACCGAACAGUAAAAGUUUUGGGAAUCGUUUGGAACCCACAAAGUGACAAUUUUGAAUUCAAACUCAACAUUUGCUUAGAAACUAGUUAA